AUGGCGGACGGAGCCCGCGCCCUGCUCGGCAGCCGCGGGGGCAGCCCGGCCUCCAGCCCGCAGCUGGGCGGCAGGAGCCGCUCGCAGCCGCCGCCGCCGCCGGCUCCGCUCAGCGCGCCCGGGCACGGCUUCCGCAGGGUGACCCUGAGCAAGCCCAGCUUCUGCCACUGCUGCACCGACUUCAUCUGGGGGCUGGCGGGCUACCAGUGUGAGGUUUGCAACUUUAUGUCUCAUGAAAAGUGCCUCAAGCAUGUGAAGAUACCAUGCUCGUGUAUUGCGUCAAGUCUCGUCAGGAUUCCAGUUGCACAUUGUUUUGGACCUCCGGGACAUUACAAAAGAAAGUUUUGCACCGUGUGCAGAAAGCAGUUAGAGUCCCUUGCAUUUCGAUGUGAAGUGUGUGAACUACACGUGCAUACAGAUUGUCUCCCGUUUGCUUGCAGCGAUUGUCGUCAGUGCCAUCAAGAUGGGCAUCAGGAUCAUGAUACAUACCAUCAUCAUUGGAGGGAGGGAAAUCUCUCGUCCAGUGCUCGCUGUGAGGUCUGCAAGAAAACCUGUGGUUCUUCGGAGGUGCUGUCUGGCAUGAGGUGUGAGUGGUGUGGCAUUCUGGCUCAUGCUUCUUGCUACAUUAUUGUACCACCAGAAUGUACUUUUGGAAGAUUAAGGAAUAUGAUUCUUCCUCCGAAUUGUGUGCGGUUAGUUUCUCGCAAUUUCAGCAAAAUGCACUGUUUUCGAAUAUCAGAGAGCCUGCAAACAGAACCAGAUGAAGAUGAGGAUGUUGAUGGCUUAACACAAGGGUCAGUGAAAGAUGCCCAAAUUUCAGCAGAUUCAAGUAAACAAACAUUAAAGAUAUUUGAUGGGAAUGAUGCAGUAAAACGCAAUCAAUUUCGACUGAUUUCUGUUCCAAGGAUUGCAAAAAGUGAAGAGGUUGUGGAGGCAGCGCUGAGGGCAUACUACGUAAAUGAUGAUCAGCAGCACUAUGAGCUCCAGACAUUUUCUCAGCAGACCUUGUUUUCUGAUGACAUCAUCAACAGGAAUGAUGCCCCUGAAGAAACCAACCCAGGGCCAGUGUUCAGAGAGGCGGUUCCUGAAGCUUGGAUCAUCAGAGCCAAAUCUAAGGAUCACGAAGUAAUAAGAAUUUAUCCCGGUUGGCUGAAAGUGGGAAUGGCAUAUAUCUCUCUGCGAAUAGAUAAGGAAAGCACCACCCAGACAGUAAUUAAAGAAGUUCUCCCGCUAUUAGGACGGCAGACGGAAUGCCUCCAGAAUUUCAAACUUCUAGAAGUACUUAUGGGCAGUAAGCAAGUUCAGCGAAUGGUGCUGGAUGACCAGGAGAUGAUCCUGAGCAGACUUAGGGACAUAAGAAAGACUUCAAUACGUCAGAUGAAUCAAACAAGAUUUUACAUUGUAGAAAAUAAUAAAUCUGUCGUGCGGGUAAAUUUGUUUGUGGGUGGCUUGCCACCUCAGCUCUCUGCUGAAGAAUACACUAACAUCCUCAAGGAUGACUUGGCUAUCAAAACAAAUCUGCUUUCUUUGAGUCAUGUUUACUCAAUGCAAGGUGCUGUUGUACUUGAAAUGUCUUGUUUUUCUGAAGCUGAAAGAAUAUAUAUGCUAGCUAAAGAUACAACGGUCAAUGACAAACAGCUUACUGCCGCUGUGAUUCCUGAAGUUCUGCAUACCAAGCUACCACAGAACUGCUGUCCACUACUUGUCUUUGUGAAUCCCAAAAGUGGAGGUUUGAAAGGCCGAGAUCUACUCUACAGUUUUAGAAAACUGCUAAAUCCUCAUCAGGUCUUUGAACUCACUAAUGGAGGUCCACUGCCUGGAUUUCAUACAUUCUCUCAAGUUCCCUAUUUCCGAGUGCUGGUGUGCGGCGGCGACGGCACAGUUGGUUGGGUCCUUGGUGCGCUGGAAGAAAUCAGACACAGGCUCGUCUGCUCAGAGCCCUCUGUAGCCAUCUUACCCUUAGGAACAGGUAAUGAUUUAGGGAGGGUGCUUCGCUGGGGAGCUGGUUAUAGUGGGGAAGAUCCCUACUCUGUUCUGAUAUCUGUAGAUGAAGCUGAUGAGGUACUUAUGGAUCGCUGGACCAUCCUUUUAGAUGCUCAGGAGCCUGUUGAAAGUGCAGAGAAUGGUAUUUUGGAACCUGAGCCUCCAAAGAUUGUACAAAUGAACAACUAUUGUGGCCUUGGAAUUGAUGCAGAAUUGAGCUUGGGCUUUCACCACGCUAGAGAAGAAGAACCAGGAAAAUUUAAUAGCAGGUUUCACAACAAAGGAGUAUAUGUAAAAGUUGGACUGCAGAGGAUAAAUCACACCAGAAACCUUCAUAAAGAGAUAAAACUUCAAGUGGACCAGCAUGAAGUUGAGUUACCAAAUAUCGAGGGACUCAUUUUCAUCAAUAUCCCCAGUUGGGGGUCUGGAGCUGAUCUCUGGGGAUCUGACCAUGAUAAUCGAUUUGAGAAACCAAGAAUCGAUGAUGGCUUACUGGAAGUCGUGGGGGUGACCGGUGUUGUGCACAUGGGUCAAGUACAGGGCGGUCUGCGAUCAGGGAUCCGCAUAGCCCAAGGAUCUUACUUUCGUGUUACGCUUCUGAAACCAAUACCCGUUCAAGUAGACGGAGAGCCCUGGAUCCAGCCACCAGGCCAGAUUAUCAUUUCUGUUGCUGGACCAAAGGUCCACAUGUUGAAAAAAUCCAAACAGAAGCAGAAAAAAACUGGAAGCUUGAAAGAGACAAGACCAGAUAGUGUAUCAAUCACUGAAGUGGGACAUUAAAUUGAGCAGCCCUUUACAGAACAAAAGCAGCCCAGCUACUGUAGAUGAAAGGAGCCUGCACUGUACAGCUGUGUGCAGGGGUUUGGUAAAGAAGGGUUCCUAAUGAGCCUGCCCUUUAUUCCACUGUAGUAGUACUGUGUUCUGCUUAUUUUGUUAAAUGAUUGUGCCUCAUUAGGUGGCUGACGCACACCUACUCAUAUACCACUAAUUUCAUUUGAAAUGUUUGCCUUUGGUUGCCUUCCCUAAACCAUUGCCCGGUUUUUGGUUUGUACCAAUAGAUAACACAGAUCUACCCUAUGGAACUCUUCACUCUUGGUUUUGCAAAAUUUUCAUUUUGUUAAGAAAUUUCUAGCCUUUUUGUUACAUAAUCUUCCAUAGACAAAUCAUCGCAAGGUUCUGUUAAACUAACCCUGAACAACAGUCUUCCAACAAACAGAACUGUAGUAGUUGCAUCUCUUUGUUGUUGUGCUGUGACCUUCUUGGGUAAGGCCAAACACCACAGUUUGAGGCAUCGCUGUUUGAAAUCGUUACUUGAGAUGAAUAACUGUAGUGAUAGUGAUCCCGACGUGAAGAGCACUGUCUACAGAGGAGAAGAACUGCGCUGAAUCUGCGCUCAAGUCAAAAUGGCUAAGACAGUAUCGUUUCAACGUGGUUUACAUGGACAAAGUGGAUGGGGACAAAAAUAUGUUUUAAACAGAUAUGAAAUGGUCUAGCCUCUUCCAGUCAUCAAACACUGUGGAAGGGCUGGUAAAGUUCAGCAGCUAUCUCUUGACUAAACGGGGGCAAAGUUUACCUCAGUAAUAUAUGUAGACGACAAACUUCUUGGGCUCUUAUUUUUCUCCCCUGCUGAGUGUUCUACCUUUGGUGACUCCAUACAUCUCCACAGGUCCUCAUCUGUCUUGUUUCAAAUUAAUUUUAAAAAAAAACCCUAUAUGUAAAUGUAUUGUGACUAUGACUUUCCAUACAAGCUCCAGAGAGGAGAAGAAUGGGUACUAACUCUGGCGAAAACGACUGUUUUAUUGACUAUCAGUUCACUAAGGCUGUCUCUCUACAAGGGGCAUGAUUCCCCUCCUACGCUAGCUCGAUGAAAGCUAGCGUGAGUAUACGUAGUAGUGGAGGCAUGUCUGAACUUUACCAUGUACAAACCACCCUGAAAUCGGCGGGCAUGUGCUCGGCACAGCUAAGCUAUGUCUCUGCUGCCCGUGCUACCAUGGCUACACUACUAUUUAUAUCCGCAUUGGCGCUCAUUGAGCUACCGUGAGAUGUGUACGCGAGCAGCGGAUUCACACCCCUGGCUUGGAGAGUAGACAUAGCCCACGAUACGUGAACGUAGAGGCAGGCUAACAUUAAAUGGAAAUACACCAUAGUUUAAUUCCUUGAGUUUUUUAUGAGGCAUAGUGUGUGUUCAGUAAGACUGUAUGUCUGGCAGCAUGUAUGUCGUGUGCUGUAGAAAAUGCUGUGGCUUCAGAUGACCGAGUAUUUAGCAAUAAAGUAACGAACGGCCUAUUUUCCAGUAUACUUCUGAAAACAGCAUUCCUGCAACUGUUUAGCCACGGUUCUUUCUUGCAGGCUGCCAAUGUAGCUUAGCAUUUGGGGCAUGGAGAAGGGGUGUAG
Messenger RNA from Mauremys mutica (yellowpond turtle), 4377 nucleotides. It is a transcript of the gene DGKQ, whose product is annotated as diacylglycerol kinase theta. Lineage: Eukaryota; Metazoa; Chordata; Testudines; Geoemydidae. Bases 1 to 2763 code for a protein of 920 amino acids. Gene Ontology annotation, biological process: intracellular signal transduction; diacylglycerol metabolic process; lipid phosphorylation. Gene Ontology annotation, molecular function: ATP-dependent diacylglycerol kinase activity. The transcript has 23 exons. The record is from RefSeq and is a predicted model, not a curated record.